Molecule: messenger RNA, 1595 nt
Organism: Caenorhabditis elegans
Lineage: Eukaryota; Metazoa; Nematoda; Chromadorea; Rhabditida; Rhabditidae
Gene: rfgp-2
Product: ARF GTPase activating Protein
Exons: 10
Coding region: 6-1595 (529 amino acids)
Cellular component (GO): Golgi membrane
Molecular function (GO): GTPase activator activity
Source: RefSeq, marked reviewed
GCAAAAUGUCCGACGAAAAUGGGCCUUCCAAAGUUGAUUUGCAGACAGCAAUGAGAAAAAUGAGAGCUCUCCCACCGAACAAACUCUGCUUCGACUGUGGUGCGAGGAACCCCACCUGGUGCACUGUCACAUAUGGUGUAUUUCUCUGUAUUGAUUGUUCUGCUGUUCAUCGUAACCUCGGUGUUCACCUCACGUUCGUCCGUUCCACCAAUUUGGAUACAAAUUGGACUUGGCUUCAGUUGAGAGCCAUGCAACUCGGAGGAAAUGGAAAUGCGAAUCAAUUCUUCAAAGCGCAUGGCUGCAAUACCACUGAAGCUCAACAAAAAUACAAAAGUCGAGCGGCUCAGAUGUAUAGAGAUAAGCUCUCAACCCUGUGCCAGGAAGCCCAGCGAAAAUUCGGGACUCAAUUGAUUAUUGAUACAGUAACUCAUGCAGAGGAAAAGCCAGCUGAGGAAGAAGAUUUCUUCGCUCAAGAUUUCGGUCACACUUCUGCAUCUGCUACUUCCUUGUCUUCUGAUGCAUAUAUUGCUGAUCACAAAUCUGAAGACUCUACUCACGGUCCAAGCGUUGAUCAUCUCGACUCUUCCGUCGCUGUUCCUACCUCUGCUCCAGUUUCCGUGAUUCUUAAAAAACCAAUCAAGAAAGCCACUCUCGGCGCCAAGAAAAAUGCUCUCGGAGCUCAAAAAGUGCGGAUUAAUUUUGAUGAAAUUGAGCAAAGAGCUGCUGAAAAAGAGAGACAGACGGCCGCCGAAGUUGCUGCGAACAAGCUUGCUUAUCAAACAGAGCUUGAUGGUAAGAAAAAAUCCGAUGAUGCCGCUGCAUUGCAAAAGCUCAGUGCCAAAUUUGCCAUGCAAGAUAUUGAUGCUCAAAGAAAGCAAAUGGAGGCAAAGGUUGCAAAAGAUCCUACAAAAGCCGCUUCAGUCGAUCGUCUCGGAAUGGGAGGUGUCGGUAGAUCCCGUGCCGCUCAUUCAGUCGCUGGUGGUAUUCGAUCUAUUAAACAGGAUGAUGUUCUUACGUUCAAGAAACCUUCACAGCCAAAAGAAGAUGACGAUUGGGAGGUUAUUGAUGAUAAGUACGGAAAGAAAAGUACGAACAACGAGGAUGAUUUCUUCUCAAAAGACUAUACUUCGAGUAGUAGCAAGAAAACAACAAAGGAAGAUGAUUUCUUUGACUCAUUUGAGACGCAACCUGUGCAAAAAUCCCGCUAUACCGCAUCUUCUUCCUCUUCGUCAACAUCCCGUGCACCAACGACUCGCCUGACUGCUGGAGCAUCUCCAAUUUCGGAUGUUGAUCUUCAGAAGAAAUUCGGAAAUGCUAAAGCUAUCUCAAGUGAUAUGUACUUUGGAACGCCUGAAAUGGAUUGUGAAACAAGAAGUGCAUUGACCAAGUGUGAAGGACAGACUUCAUUUGGAUCCGAAGAUUUGUGGGGUAACGGAAGCCAGCAACGUCAAUCUAGUCAAGUUCCUGAUAUGUCUGAUUUGAAAGAUUCUUUCCGUGCCGGAGCUUCAAAGGUCGCUGAGAAAUGGUCAACGCUGUCGAGUUCAUUCUCUACUUACAUGUCGCGUGCUCCUCCAGCAACUGGAGAAAAAACAUAA